AUGCGGGUGCUCACAUUGCUCUUGCUCGGCUUCCUGAGCGAGGCAGCGGAUCCCUGCGCCCCUGCAGAGUGGGAUCAGGUGCGAGACGCCUUGUGGGCAGCCGUGGGUGAUGGCAGCGACGGCCAGCGUAGGCUGCAAGCACUUAGGGAGGGGGCGCCGCCCCCUCCGCUGCGGCCUUCCUCGUGCCUGCAUGGCGCUGUGUCGCUCCACUUGCUCCACUUGCUGCGGGAUAGCCGCGAGGCACGUUUGCGGGAGAUGCAGAGCGGAGUGGAGCUGAUGACGGUGCUCAUGGAGACCAGCUUUCUGAAGGUGGGUGCACAGCGCUGGCCAAUCUUUGGCCUCCUGCAUUUGGCGCAGGUUCAGCUGGAGCUUGAGGAAGGGCCGGAUCAGGAGGGACAGGAUCAUCCUGAGCUUCGGCGCUGGCAGCCCCUGGUCAGCGAUGACCACAUGCGUUUCAGGAAUUGGGUCCACGGGCAUCUUGUUCAUGGUCAGACGCCGCCUUUGGUGGACUCCCUGCACUUCUUAGCGCGCGCUGAUCCUCGGGAGCCCAGCGUGAGCAGAAGCUGCUCCGCUGCAAAGGCCAUGGGCUAUUUGGCCUCCGCGCUGGUUCUGGCACAAGAGCCAGAUCAGAGCAUCCGCCAGGAGGCGGAACAGCUGGUGUCCUCGGCCGAGGGUCACAUCAAGCACUGCAACUCGGAGCCGCAAGGCUUUGAGCUGCUGAGCAUUCUGCGCACUGAGUGGCCGAUCUGGUGGCUCCUGCAUGCCGUUUUCCUCCAUUUGUUUCCAGAGCGCGCCAGCGCCGCUCCCAGUCCCUUGCCACCCUCCGAAGCUUUGUCAGCUCCUGCUUUGCCCACUCAACCGGCCCCAGGACAGCGUGCUGCUGGUCCCGAGUGCUGGGCGCUGCAAGGUUUGCAGCUUUGCAGCAUUCCAAAGGCAGCCUUCCUCCCAAUGAACGGCAUGUACUUGCUCGACUCGCGCUUUGGAGGCUUGCAGACCUUUCUGCAGCUCUUCCGCGACGGAGUGCCGCUGCGACGCAGCGCCAUGGCGGAAGCCGCCUGCGAGGCGGCUGAGGGUCCGAGCUGGAGUGGGCUCCGACUCUGGGGCUCGCCGCUAGUGGCGGUGAAGGACCGCGAGCUGCCCAGCGUGGACUACUCUGCAUCCUUCAGCCCACCCGGGGUGGGGCUCUAUGUGGAGGCCUCAUCAGCGGGCGACCCCUACAAUGCAGAGUGGCUGCAAGCCUAUGUCACAGCCUUUGACCGGAUGGGAUUGCAGCCUCACAUCAUCUCCAAGAUCGAGGAGGCUCAAUCUGGCACCCUCUACUUCUGGCGCAUCAACCAGAUGUUUGGAGGCGGGCGGCUGGCGGGCGCCCCUGGAGUGGGCCUGGCGGUGGCGGAGCACCUGGCCGACUUUGGGAAGAUGGGCGCCGCUGCCUGGCCACGACCGGAGACCAUGCAGUUUUACCAGGACAAGCUCGCCUUGCGCGAGCUUUUCACCAGGGCUGGCGUGCCAGCUCCAAAGAGCUGGGUGGUGGCCAGCGCACACGAUCUGGAAGAGCUGCUGCGCAGGGGCGAGCUGAUGGCUGCUGACUUUCCGCUGGUGCUGAAGCAUCCCUUCGCUGCUUCCAGCCGUGGAAUGUUGUCCUGCGGAUCCCUGGCAGAAGUCAGAAGUGUCGUGGGUAGCUGGCUGCAGGAGCACAGAGUGCCAUGCUUGCUUCAGAAGCGCUUGCCGAUUGCCAGAGACAUGAGGAUAACCUACGUGGGAGGCGAAAUUAUCCAGGGCUAUUGGCGUGUGAAGGCCUCCGCGGCGGAUCUGAGCAGCGGCUCCGCCGGCGGCUCGCGCCUGGACUUCCAGGUGCCUUUGCAGGAGAUUGCGCCCUUUGUCCGGAGCUUCGCGGCAGCCACAGGCGUCGACAUUGGUGGGAUGGAUAUCGCCUUUCCCGAGCCGGGAAGUUCAGAAGGCCCAGUGGUGUUCGAAGUCUCGCCGAUCUUCGACCUGAACCCCGAAGCUCCUGAAGGUUGGCAAGGGCGGCCAUACCGCGAGUACAAGCAGACCGAGGAUUACAAAGUAAGGCGGGCUGAGAACUAUGCUACUUGUGCCCAGAAGGUGAUUGAGUACGCUCUCCAAAGACGAGGUCGACUCUUCGUGGAUAUAGACAACACUGUGAGUGAUGCGUGGAAGCGGAUCCAACGCGCAGCGAUACCAAGCUGGCCGGGACACAGCUUCGACGCGCGAGCACACUCCCCGGAGGAAUUGGCCAAAGAUUCGCCAUUGCCAGGUGCCCAAGCGGCCCUGGCCACCUUGACCCGGGAGUGGGAGGUGACAUAUUUGUCCGCCCGGGGAAGCAAAGGCGCCUUUGAAGCCACGGCCACGUGGCUGCUGCGGCACAACUUCCCCUGUGCUGGGCGCUUGCUGCUGGUCUCCGCGGCCAGCGAAAAGAUCGCCUUCCUCCAGGAUGCCGCUGUCAGUCGUGGCCCGGUGUUGCUGGUGGACGAUCUCACACGAGGACACCACCUGGCCAGGCCGGUGCCGGAUGAGGCCAUGCGCCAGGCCCUGCGAGCCAAGAGCCUAGACUUCGAGGUCUUCGACCCGGAAACCAGCUCCUGGCCAGAGCUUGCACAGCGCUUGCUCCAAAGAGUCGGGCAAGGCCGUGCAAGGUCUCCUCCUGUGCCGGCGCUUCUGUGCCACUGA
Molecule: messenger RNA, 2688 nt
Organism: Effrenium voratum
Lineage: Eukaryota; Dinophyceae; Suessiales; Symbiodiniaceae
Source: the annotation of a GenBank genome assembly